Amoebophrya sp. A25 is the source of this 1219-nucleotide messenger RNA. NCBI's taxonomy places the organism in Eukaryota, Dinophyceae, Syndiniales, Amoebophryaceae. The record is from the annotation of a GenBank genome assembly.
CGUUAAUCAUGUAAUUUUACUGUUUUCGUGGUUCCAGACCUUUCACGAGCUGGCACUGCUGUUGCUUAGGACUCUGUUAGUUGAGUUCGUGAUAUUUAAUAAAAAAAAACCCUGGCACAGACAUCGAAACCCUGACACAGCUCUUUUGGUGCAAUGUUUUGUCAAUACAGAUGUUUUGCGAGGACAUCGACACAGCCUUCACCGUGAAUACCACACUUCGACCGCGGGAAGACGCAUAAAAAGAGCAAAAAUAUGGCGACAUCUACAACGUCAUCUUCUAGCGACGACGCUUGCUGGCAACGCCUUGUUGAGGUAUGGUACCCAGGGGAGGAUCGGCCUAACUAUUAAGGAAAAAUGACUGACAAUUAUAUAUAAAGAAAAAUGACUGACAUGGAUGAUUCGUCCCUCUGCAUUAACUCAGCUCAUAUCUAGUAAAGGAAUCAUUUGUAGUAAGGUGGGGGAAAUCAAUGUGCAUGGUUACGAGAUAGCAGCAGGAUGUUGGACUAGGCACUUUGGACUACCUAAACUUUGCUCGUCUAAGCCAAUGGCGCUUUUUACUACAUCGGGGAGCCAGUAUCACAAUUGCAGUUCUCUCUCGAAGCAGCGUACUUUGCGUGGGAGCGAUUUCCCGACUACGAUGAGAUGGUCAUGGCUAGACGACGUUGGACACGCAAUCGGAUUCAGAAGGUGAGAUGAGGGCGACUCAACUCUGGAAGAGAUGGAGGGCUUCGGUGUCAUGCAGCAUGAGCAAAUUGGGGCGGAUUUCUACGACUCUCUAGGCCUGCCAAGGCGGGUCUCGUAUCUCGUCGCGAACCACGUGAAUGCAAAACGAUUUUUGGUUUCGCAGGAUGCCGCAUACCACGACAUGCUAACGGAAGCGAGCAAAACGACGUUGCGCCACCAAGGAGGGCCAAUGUCCGCAGAAGAAGCAGAGGCGUGGGCGGCGAAUCACUGGCACAAGGACUCAAUCGCUUUGAGAAAGUGCGACGAAGCUGCGAAAGAGCCAGACCUUCCAGUACCCACCCUCGAUGAUUACAGACCCUUAUUUAUUAGAUAAACUACGCCGUACUGCUUCGGCCACGCACGACAGAGGGUCAUGACAACGUGCUCUGAGGUCCGGCUCACCGACGUAUUCAUCCUUUGGAAGCGAACAUUGGUGUGUUUCCGAGCACCCGGGAUGCGAAUCUUAGUUGAGUGUGUUCCAUGUCGAUUAUUGGGU